AUGUGUCCUAAAAGGAUUCCCUUGCAUUACUUUGAUAAUACCUACCAGCUAAGAAGCAUGGUGAUGUGCUUGACGCUAAAGUUUGACGACGUCCUUGACGCAGAUAUGCUCCACAAAUCCCUGGUCCAGUUGAUAAAAAACGACCACUGGAGAAAGAUUGGAGGUCAACUACGUCUCGGUCCACAGAGCCGUCCAGUCGUACAUGUCUUCAGCUUGAGCGAGAUUCAGAACGGAGAGCCUGUGGUAAAGUUCAGCAAAGUCCACCACGAUAUGUCUAUGGGUGAUCAUCCAGUGGCAUCGAAAAUGCACCAGGGAACGUCCCAUCCAUCUGCACAGCCCGGUGUCGAACAGUUUCGGUCACUCACAGGCCCUAAUGGUCGUCCAACAUCCUUUCAAGACUAUCUUAGCCGCUACUUGCCCCAGAUAUUCCUCCAUAUCGUGACAUUCAACGACGGAACACUCAUGUCACUAACAUGGCCUCAUACAAUGAGUGAUAUCUCUGGAUGGGGACACAUUUUCAAAGCAUGGUCUGAUGUGUUGGGUGGAAAACGCUACAACGCCAUUCCUCACCUGGCAGGUUUCGAUACCGACGUGUUGGAAUAUUUUGGCAAAACUCGUCUGGCAGAGCGUUCUCUGAUGGAGCCUACUGAGCGGAAAUUCAUUUCCAAGGUCGGUACCUUGGCACGCAGUAUUGAGCACGCGGUUCAGACACCGCAUAUGGAAUCCCGCUUGCUUUGCCUCCCGCGUGAGACCCUUGGCAUGCUCGAAGAAAGAACGACGUAUGACAUGAUUAUGAACAAGGAUGUCAGCGAGAUGGAUGUGAUAAAAGAGUAUCUGGCUAGCAUUGCUUGUGCGCAUAUGGAAUCGUCGGACCGAAACGUCUGCAUUCAUGGCUCCCUAGMCCUUCGCCGCCACUAUCCUACGCUGGCAGCCAAGCCUGGAGUUUAUAUUCAGAACGCCACGUUGCCGUACGUAGCUGUGGAUCCUAUCAAAACGCUUACCGGAGAAUCAUUCGGGAAAACCGCUAUUGCAAUCCGUCGAGCCUAUGAACUCCAGAGACCGGUCCAGCAACUCAUCGCUACUGCCAAACUGCUGCGAACUUCGAAUGCGCAUGAAAAGCUUCCUACUCUCGGAGAUCGAGAUGGUCAUCAUAUUUAUUUUGUUGAGUGGGCGGAUACCCGGUUCUAUGCAGCCAUUGAUUUUCGUCCAGCAGUAGUUCGUUCUCCAAAGGAGGCGACAACCGGAAAUGCGCCACAGAGGAAGGGGGUCGGUCGGCCCAGCUAUUUCCAUUCUGAUGUUUUGAGCAAGAGCGCCUUCCAUUACAAGGACGUUUUCAAUCUCUACGGCAGGGAUAACGAGGGGAACUACUGGGUCGGGGCUGUUUUGCACAAGAAGGCAAUGCAGAAUUUUGACAAGAAGUUUGCAGGGCCUGAGGCAGGGGAUGAAGCCGAUUGA
Molecule: messenger RNA, 1455 nt
Organism: Talaromyces amestolkiae
Lineage: Eukaryota; Fungi; Ascomycota; Eurotiomycetes; Eurotiales; Trichocomaceae
Exons: 2
Coding region: 1-1455 (484 amino acids)
Source: RefSeq, a predicted model, not a curated record